AUGUCCUACGGACCGCUCUUUGGAAAUCAUAUUCCUAACGGCCAAAAGCAAAGCUCCUUAGUCAACCCUCAGCUACACAACAACCAUUUCAACCCUUGUUCUUCAUCUUCAUCUUCAUCCUCAUCUUCUUCUGCAUCUGCAUCUGCAUCUUCAUCUUCAACAUUUUUCAACAAUGGUUUGGCUGAACCUUUUGUCCAGUCAUCAUCAAACUCACUCAAUGUCGUCAUGAGCCCUCUUGGUAGCAACACCCACUUUGGCCCCAUUGCACCCAUUUCUUCUUCUUCUUCUUCCUCAUCCUCCUCUUCUUAUUCUUCUCCAUCCUCUUCCUCUUCAUCAUCUGCAACUACAGCUACAGCUUCAUCUACAAUGGCUUUUAGAACUUACCAUUAUACACAUCUCCAAAACCAGGAUUCUCAAAGCUACCCCAGAACUGCAUAUACCUCUUACUCUGGACAGCAGCAGCAGCAACAGCAACAGCAACAGCAACUCCAAAAUCAAUCCCUGCAUCAGUACCAACAGCAACAGAAAACAAACCAUCAAUCAUUGCACAAUUACCCAGUAUCUAUGGGAUCAGCUAAUCAGUUUACUUCUUUCUCAUAUUCUUCGGGAUCUGCGCAACAACAGCAACAGCAACAGCAACAGAUUCAGCCACAGCCACAGCCACAGCAGCUUCAGCAGUUUCAUCUACAACAAUCAUCCUUACUGCAGCAGCAGCAGCAGCAGCAACAACCACCACAACAACAACCACCACGAUGCUUGUCAAGUGGCUCCUCGGAUGGCGAACUCGACCUUAGUAAACCCAGUAUGCGUCUCCUCAAGUCCUCUCUAGCUUUUUGCGGACUUAACGAUAUUGAUGACGAUCAGAAACAUGAUUUCUCAAGAGGCACUGUUACCGGAGCCACCUCUUCUAGUUCCUUUAACAACAAAUACUUUCAAAAUACCCAGUUUAAUAAUAAUAAUAAUAACAAUAACAACAUUGCCUCUGUUGCUUCUUCUGCUUUUACUGCCGCCUCAUUUUUUCCCUCCUCCCUUUCAACCUCUUGCUCUGAAAAUAAUAAUAAUAAUAAUAAUAAUAAUAAUAAUAAUAUUAUUAUCACUAAUACCAACUCAGUUUGCCAACACCCUGGUAAUAGUACCGCUGCUGAUAAUUAUAAGAGACCCACGGAUGCCCCAUCUCGAGGUUUCAUGAACCUUGUUGUUGCUACACAUUCUUUACCGCAACCACAAGCUGUUGUCGUCGCAACACUGUCACAACCACACUCUGCUGCUACUGCUCCUGCCGCUUCUGCCGCUACUACUACUACUACUACUACUACUACUACUACUGGUGCCACUGAUACUGAUACUGCUACUGCUACUGCUACUGCUACUGCUACUGCUACUGCUACUGCUACUGCUACCAUAGCCAAGGCUGCAACUCUCAACACUACUCUUUCUACUGGAGCUGUCGUAACAACUGCCUCUAAGCCUGCCGCUGCAAUUUCUUCCAACACUAAUACAUCUCAACAUCAUGGAACUGACGAAUGCAACUGCGCGUGCCACUCUGAUGAGGCUGAAUAUCGUCUCCAACUUUAUAUGGACGCCACAGCUGGCACCGAUGCUGGAUACUUUUACAGCCGUCUUCCGUUUCGGCCGUACUUUGAUCUCACUACUCCUCUCAAAGAUUACAAUUACCGCAAUGAGCAUGUGACCAAGUGCUGUGAUAGAGCUGACAAUACCGAGUCUAAUGCUAAACAACAGCCACAACAGCAGCAGUCAACCAAACAACAAUCUUCAACCGAUAGCGAACUCAUUGACACUUGCCUUGUUUCAGGCGGGCAGAUGCCCGAGAAGCUUUCGUUUGAAACAAAAAAUGUUGUUGCUUGGUUCCGCAAAAUGAAGCGUGCUGUUUUUUCUCAGGAAAAGUAUGGCGGGUUAACCAAGGAACAGCUUUAUCGCUUUUUGCUCAAGUCCGUCAAGUAUGAACUUCGGGUUUUUGUUACCAAAACCAUGACGGAUGAUGGAGUUGAUUGUAAUGAUCCCAUUUUGUGGUCUCAAUAUCUUUUGGAAAUUACAUAUGAUCGGUUCAAACUGCGAUCGGACUUGAGAUCACUUGUUUUGGAUCUUCACAAGACUCCUACAAAUGACAUGGAAUGCCGCCGCUACGCUCGUCUCCAUGCAGACUAUCAGGCCUAUUAUAGUACUCCAGAGGGUUAUUACAACAUUUUACUUUCUAACUUUGACACUGUGGCUACAACCAAGGUUGAAUGUGAUGUUAAGAAUUACCUUGUUAAGAACAGGCUUAAGGAGAACGUGACUUUGGAAGAGGUUAAAAAUAUUUUGAAUGAUGCAAUAAUUAAGCUCUAUGUACCAAAGACGGUGGCUCCUUUGGAGCAAAACACUUUAUCGGAUCAACAUCAGCACCAGCAACAACAGCAACAACAGCACCAGCAGCAACAGCAACAGCAACAACAACAACAGCAGUCUGUGGUGGUUGUGGCCAAGGCUCCUCCUACUCCACCCACUCCCACCUUGUCUCUUUCUAAACCUGAGGCCAAUGCUAAAAAACGAUUAACUGCCAAGCCUACAGGGGGGGACUUUCCUCUUUUGCCAGAUGCACCCAUAACUCCUAUUAGAGGAUCCUCUUUGGCACCUAGUACGGUAGGGUCGCCUGCUCCUACAACUCCAUUUACUGGAAGGUCUUCAAAACUACAAAUGAAGACUCCUGGUAGUGAUGAGACGCAUUCACCUGUGCAAAGCCCUGUAUCUGGGAACUUUUUCAAUAUUAGUUCGGGCCAAUUGUCUCAGGUAACUCUUGCGGAGAGUAGUGGUAAUAGCAAUAACCGCAAGGCUUCCAAGUCGGAUGUAUUAUCAUAUGCAGCAGUUGCCGCUUCUACCAAGGCCAAGCUUGGAUUUCCCUUGACUCCUUGCAAGGGAUCUUCUAAUAGUGUUGCAAUUGAAGACAGCGAUGAUGAAGAUUUAUUGGAGUAUUCAGCAGAUAUGGUUACUGGAGGAGGAGGAGGAGGAGAAGCCAUCACUACCACUACCACUACCACUACAACUACCAACACCACAACCAGCUCUACCUCUACUACUGGUAGUAUUGGUUCUGAACGCAAGGCUGGGCUAUUACGCGGGGGAAGUUUUUCAGGGGUGAUGGAUGGUGACAAGCCAGUGUCGCUUGCACCUUUGCCAUUGGCAUUUAUUGGAUCUAAUCUUUCAUCUCCGAGCACUCGGCGCCAUCAUUCGGUAUCUCUUGGAAAAAUUGGGGACGAGGGAGUGCCCACUAUUCGCCGUGCCAGUUUUACCGAGGAGAUUUUGAGUGGUGUUAAUAACAAUAAUAAUAGUAAUAACGGCACCAACACCAGCACCAGCACCACCACAUUAAUGGCACGAGCUCCUCCUUCUGAAAAAACGUGGACUAGUUUACGGUUUAUGACGGAGACUAAUAAGUUGUUUUGUUCUUUGGAGGGAGUUCCGAUGCGUACACAUGUUGCAUUUCGACACCCGCAGCGUCGCAAGAAGGGCCAGUCGAUUAUUACACGAGAGGAAAGUACGUACCGGUCCAAGCAUGGGCUUUGCAUUAAAUGUGGGAACCAUUUGGCGGGAUGUGAGCAAGGUGAUUGUGAGGCCAAGUGUGUUCGGCAUCCUUAUUAUUACAAUUACUUUAACUGGGAGCUUUGA
Magnusiomyces paraingens is the source of this 3663-nucleotide messenger RNA. RefSeq lists its product as uncharacterized. The record is from RefSeq and is a predicted model, not a curated record. Lineage: Eukaryota; Fungi; Ascomycota; Dipodascomycetes; Dipodascales; Dipodascaceae. The transcript has a single exon. Bases 1 to 3663 code for a protein of 1220 amino acids.